Molecule: messenger RNA, 976 nt
Organism: Lolium rigidum
Lineage: Eukaryota; Viridiplantae; Streptophyta; Magnoliopsida; Poales; Poaceae
Product: tyrosine--tRNA ligase 1, cytoplasmic-like
Exons: 7
Coding region: 74-976 (300 amino acids)
Biological process (GO): tRNA aminoacylation for protein translation
Molecular function (GO): tyrosine-tRNA ligase activity; ATP binding
Source: RefSeq, a predicted model, not a curated record
ACCGCUGGAGGAGGGAGACGGGAAGGAGGCGCCACGCAGGGAUUUGACGGCGGCGCGCAGGAAUACUGUCGGGAUGAGUUUGGAUGAGAGGUUUGCAAUAAUUAGGAGCAUAGGCUUGGAGAGCAUUGACGAGGAUGAUGUUAGGAGGCUACUCGGCAAGAAGGUUGCUCCAGUUUGCUAUGUUUGGUGCGAUCCCUCCCCUUCGGUACAUAUCGCACAGGGGAUCAUGAUGGUGAUCAAUGUUAGGAAGAUGGUUAAAGCUGGUUGCAGAGUUAAAAUCUUGAUAGCAGAUUGGUUUGCUCGUAUGCAGCACAAAUUCGAUGGUGAUCUAACCAAAAUUCGAACUUUUGGACUUUACAUGAUUGAGAUAUGGAAAGCAGCUGGCUUGGACCUUAACGGGGUCGAGUUCAUAUGGUUGUCCGAUGAAAUAAAUAGUCAUUCAGAUGAAUACUGGGCACUUGCCAUGGAUAUUUUCAAAAAUAAUACUUUGAGGAAGAUAGUAAGGUGCUGUGGAAUUGUGGAUCGAUUCAUGCUUAACAGAAGUAUUAUUGGUUCAUAUGACCCCAAAAAUGUGACGGCUUCAACGCUCUUUACCCCUUGCGUGCACUGUGCUUGUAUAUUAUUGCAAAAGGCAGACAUAUGGCUAUUGUCGAUGGAUCAUGAAGAGGAUCUUCACGACAAGCUAAUUAGACAGUACUGCAAAGGCAUGCAGCAUGAAACUAGACCUAUUAUUCUGUCACAUAAUAAGCUUCCCAAUUUAAUAGAACACCCUGAAUUUGCUAAGAAUGGAGAUCCAUCUUGGGCUAUCUUCAUUGAAGAUCGGGAGGAUUAUUUGAGUUACAAACUAAGCAGAGCUUUCUGUCCUGCGAAAGUUGCAGAAGGCAACCCAUGUCUGGAGUACAUCAAAUAUAUUGUGUUUCCAUGGUGUGGAUACUUUGAGGUACCCAGGAAGGAAGAGGACGGUGGUAGCAGGUAA